This is a messenger RNA of Balearica regulorum gibbericeps (East African grey crowned-crane), 969 nucleotides long. Lineage: Eukaryota; Metazoa; Chordata; Aves; Gruiformes; Gruidae. The record is from RefSeq and is a predicted model, not a curated record.
ACUGCCAUGGAAAAUACAGACGAAUCUUAGGGAACAAGUGUUCUGAAGCUAUCCUCAGUAAUGAAGCAGUUGUGACAGACAACACCUAUUUGCCAAGUGAAACAAUGACUGCAAAAUCAGCAGUUCGCAUGUUAGUGUGCUUUCUUCAAUUAUGCGUUGUAAAUGGGCAGGUAAUAUGUGAGAGGCAAAUGACUGCUGAAUGGCGAGUGGAACCAAAACCCAGUAUAAUAAAAUGGACACCAAGGGAAAAUAUCUGCUCGGACUUCUACACCGAAUGCUGGAAUAUGAAUAAAAGUAUUACUGGGGAAAUCUCAGACCAAAAUCUCAGUAUCCCUCAGAUAUGCCCCUUACAGCUUCAGUUAGGUGACAAUCUCUUCAUCUCCUCUGAGCCAUCCUUUCAGUCUUAUGGAAUGAAUUUGGUAAAUGUCUCCAAGGAAGAAUUUAUUAACUGCCCUAAAGCUGGUUUUCUUCAAGAGCAGUUGAUUUUUGUUUGCCAGAUACGAGGACUUCACCAAGUUGACCCUAACUGGCUUGGUGUUGGAACUCAUUACUUUGCAGAGCUUUAUAAGAGAGGCCCGCUAUUGUGCAACAUGGGCCUUCGUCUGAACGUAACCGUGAAGCAGCAGUUUUGCCAACAGUCUCCAAAUGCACCAUUAUGCUCUGGGCAUGGAAAAUGUCUAAGCCAUAUUUGGGAAAAAGAAUAUAAUUGCCAUUGUUUCUCACAGUAUUCUGGAAGAUUCUGCCAGAAGUUUGAUAUGUGCUCCACUAAACCUUGCCACAACAAUGCCUCCUGCACCGAGAAAUCAGAACUUUCUGGAGAUUCUUACGAAUGCACGUGUCCUCCACAAUUUUCAGGUAAAAAUUGCACGGAAAUAGUUGGACAGUGCCAGCCACAUACGUGUUUCAAUGGUAACUGCAGUAAUGUUACUCCAAACACUUUUCUUUGUGAAUGUGACAAGGGCUAUACAG